AUGAUUAUAGGAGAGACGGGAACAGGGAAAUCGACAUUUAUCAACACUCUUUGCGAUGAGGAUGUGAUUCCCCCAGGAAAUACUUCAUUCAACGGUGAAGCUAUGUGUAUUGAAAAUCACAGUGCAACUAUUUUUGAAGGUGGUACCAAGAUUAACUUGGACAUAGUCUUGACAUCUGGAUUUGGAGAUUCAAUCGAUAAUACUGAUUCUACCGCCAAAUUGGUUGAUUAUUUGGAAACCCAGUUUGAAUUGACACUCAAGGAAGAGUGCAGGAUUCAAAGAACUCCUCAUUUUAAAGAUACCAGAGUCCAUGCUGCUUUGUAUUUUAUUAGGCCCACAGGAAAAGGUUUAAGACCUUUGGAUAUUCAAUGUCUCAAAGCAUUAUCUGCACGUUGUAAUGUAAUUCCUGUCAUAUCUAAGGGUGACCUUCUUACAGAAGAGGAAAAAAAAUUGAACAAAGAGUUGAUACUGAAGCACAUCAAUGCUGCAGGUAUCGAACUCUACGAUUUUUCCAGCUGUUUUGAAGAUAUUGAAGAGGAACUACCAGGUUUUAAUUUAGGGCAAAUGGUUCCCUUCUCGAUUGUUUCCGGUACAGAGAGAAAGCUGAUCGAGGAAAUCGAAUACAAAGUGAGAAAACUACCACAUGGGAUCGUCCGGGUCGACGAUCCAGCUCAUUCGGACUUUCCUAUCCUCAGAACGUGCUUGUUAGGAGCAUGUCAGCAGGAUUUGAAAGAUACUACACACGAUAUAUAUUAUGAGAGGUAUCGUACUAAGAAACUAUCUGAAGCUAGUCAAAAGAGAGAGGCCAGUGGUCUUGCAAAAACUAGUGCAAAAACUAUUUCGGCAAAGUGA
Brettanomyces nanus is the source of this 852-nucleotide messenger RNA. RefSeq lists its product as uncharacterized. Gene Ontology annotation, molecular function: molecular adaptor activity; GTP binding; GTPase activity. Gene Ontology annotation, biological process: division septum assembly; protein localization to bud neck; cytoskeleton-dependent cytokinesis. The transcript has a single exon. The record is from RefSeq and is a predicted model, not a curated record. Gene Ontology annotation, cellular component: septin complex; septin ring; cytosol. The coding region runs from base 1 to 852 and encodes 283 amino acids. NCBI's taxonomy places the organism in Eukaryota, Fungi, Ascomycota, Pichiomycetes, Pichiales, Pichiaceae.